CAUGCUACUAUAAGACAAGAUAAGGAAAAGCUGUAACAAUAAUAAGCCAAAAGUCCCAAAUUUCAAUUAUAUAUACACAUCAUUCAUUGCUCCACCACCACUGUACAUCCUCAGGCACAUCUAUAAACACCAAUACAAAACAAGAAACACAAAAGAAUCGAGAAAUUCUUCAAAUUGAACAUCAACACAUAAACAGCAAACCAUAAAGUGUUGAAAUUUCACAAAAACAUCAUCCUCCUCUUAACAACUUUGUCUUCACUGAUAGCAAGAAAAAACCCCAAUCAAGAAUGGGUGAAAAACCCAAAGCUCCAGCAAUUUCUACACCUUCACUUUCAACACUUACAAUCCCAUCUAGACCCCCUUUUGAAUCAUAUUUUAAUAGUGGAAAUAUACCCUUUUUCAGUCCAGGUCCAAUGACACUUGUCUCCUCUUUUUUCUCUGAUUCUGAAUACCCCUCUUUUUCACAGCUUCUUGCUGGAGCUAUGGCUUCUCCUUUAGCAAAGCCGCAAACACUUUUGGCUGAAAAUGAAGAAGAAAAGAGUUUAGGGUAUAAGCAGAAUAGACCCAUGAGUUUAAUGGUUGCUCAAUCCAGCCCUUUCUUUGCUGGUUUUAGUCCUUCUGGUUUGCUUAAUUCACCUGGCUUUCUUUCCCCCCUCCAGGUAAAUUACUUAACUCUUCAUUUCAAAAACUUGUUUUUGUGUUCUGGAAAAUGGUUUAAAGUAGUAUUCUCUCCCUUCUAAUUUACGUCAGAUAAUUUGAUUAAGUAU
Molecule: messenger RNA, 767 nt
Organism: Lycium ferocissimum
Lineage: Eukaryota; Viridiplantae; Streptophyta; Magnoliopsida; Solanales; Solanaceae
Product: probable WRKY transcription factor 4
Exons: 1
Coding region: 288-740 (150 amino acids)
Source: RefSeq, a predicted model, not a curated record